AUGGAGAAGUCCGUGGCGCUGAAGUUGGCGCAGCGCUGCCUGCCCUUCUUCGAGCGCAAGGGUGUGGGCAGGCUAACGGACAUCGAAAGCGUACGGCCCAAGAGCCUGUUGGGCUUGUGGACGGGCGCGGGCCGCGUGGACGCAGUGGAGGUGACUGGCAAGGGCGGCUCCGCUUCUUUUGUGGUGAAGACCAUCGGCACCUUGGAUGGAUGA
Effrenium voratum is the source of this 213-nucleotide messenger RNA. Lineage: Eukaryota; Dinophyceae; Suessiales; Symbiodiniaceae. The record is from the annotation of a GenBank genome assembly.